CUCUUCUGCGUGGUGGUCAACCCGUACAAGAUGUUGCCCAUCUACUCGGAGAAGAUCAUCGACAUGUACAAGGGUAAAAAGCGCCACGAAGUCCCGCCGCACAUCUACUCCAUCACCGACAAUGCCUACAGGAACAUGAUGCAAGACCGCGAGGAUCAGUCCAUCCUCUGCACUGGAGAGUCAGGAGCGGGCAAGACGGAAAACACCAAGAAGGUGAUCCAGUACCUGGCUGUCGUGGCCUCGUCACACAAAGGCAAAAAGGAAGCAAAUCCUGUGAGUUUCGUGAAUAACACGGGUUCAAGAAGAGAGCCCUGGGGUGCUCCAUCUUCAUUUGUAACAAGAAAUGUGAUUUUGUUAUUUUCCACAGCCAGCACAACAGCAAACACAACCAGCCGCGGGAUCACUGGCUUAC
This is a messenger RNA of Hippocampus comes (tiger tail seahorse), 412 nucleotides long. RefSeq names its product myosin-11-like. The annotation marks the transcript as partial. Gene Ontology annotation, cellular component: myosin complex; actin cytoskeleton; cytoplasm. The record is from RefSeq and is a predicted model, not a curated record. NCBI's taxonomy places the organism in Eukaryota, Metazoa, Chordata, Actinopteri, Syngnathiformes, Syngnathidae. Gene Ontology annotation, molecular function: ATP binding; microfilament motor activity; actin filament binding. Gene Ontology annotation, biological process: actin filament organization. The transcript has 3 exons.